Molecule: messenger RNA, 4488 nt
Organism: Fomitiporia mediterranea MF3/22
Lineage: Eukaryota; Fungi; Basidiomycota; Agaricomycetes; Hymenochaetales; Hymenochaetaceae
Exons: 12
Coding region: 1-2688 (895 amino acids)
Biological process (GO): cellular response to heat
Cellular component (GO): cytosol; cytoplasm
Molecular function (GO): ATP hydrolysis activity; ATP binding
Source: RefSeq, a predicted model, not a curated record
AUGUCUAGCUUCAACUUCACUGACCGUGCGCAGCAGUCAGUCGCUGCUGCACUCCAACUUGCCAAAGACUAUGCUAACGCCCAAGUAUACCCCGUCCACUUGGCCUUCGUCCUUCUCAACGAAGGUUCUGGCGGCGCCGAAUCAAAGCAACAUUCUCUUUUUUCUUCCGUUAUCCAGAAAGCCGGUGGCGAACCACAACUCAUGAAUCGUGCUCUACAAAAGCAGAUCGUUCGCCUGCCGACGCAAGAGCCUGCACCAGAAGAUAUCUCGAUUUCCUCUGCUGCCAUGAAAGUCCUCAACGAGGCGCAGUCCGUACAAAAGAACAUGCACGACAGCUACAUAGCCCAAGACCAUCUCCUCCUCGCUCUCAUUAAGGACUCAACUAUCGCCACCGCACUCAAAGAAUGUUCCCUUACCGAGGCUUCCCUCAAGACCGCCAUUCAGCAAACACGAGGGGACCGACGCGUCGACAGUAAACAAGCUGAAGAGGGCUUCGAUGCUCUGCAGAAGUACGCCGUUGAUCUGACAGCCCUCGCUGAAGAAGGGAAAAUCGAUCCAGUCAUCGGGAGAGACAACGAAAUUCGACGCGUAAUCCGUAUCCUCUGUCGAAGAACAAAGAAUAACCCAGUUCUAAUCGGAGAGCCUGGUGUAGGAAAGACAGCUAUCGCUGAAGGCCUAGCUCAACGCAUCGUGAAACGCGAUGUUCCAGCUUCACUAUUUUGCCGUCUCUUCAGCCUGGAUAUGGGUGCACUAAUGGCGGGUGCAAAGUACAAAGGCGAAUACGAGGAGCGGGUAAAGGCUGUCCUAAAUGAAGUCGAGAAGGCUGUAGAGGAAGGCACUGGAGUGAUUCUCUUCAUCGAUGAACUCCAUCUCAUCAUGGCAGGAAGUGGUAGUGAAGGAGGUGGAAUGGAUGCAGCGAACCUCUUCAAACCUCUCUUGGCGCGCGGGAAGUUGCGAUGUAUCGGCGCGACGACCCUCGCCGAAUAUAGAAAAUACAUCGAAAAGGACGCCGCCCUCGAACGCCGAUUCGCUCAAGUAAUCGUCAACGAGCCUUCCGUCCCCGAAACGAUCUCGAUCCUUCGAGGUAUUCGGGAGAAGUACGAGGUGCACCAUGGUGUGAGGAUCCACGAUGGCGCUCUCAUUAGCGCCGCACAACUCGCACAUCGCUACCUCACGGCGAGAAGACUUCCGGACGCCGCCAUCGAUCUGGUCGACGAAGCGUGUGCAAGUGUUCGUGUCACCCGCGAGACCGCUCCUGAGGAGAUCGACAAGCUCGAGAGGCGCAAGCUUGAGCUUGAAGUCGAAAUCCAUGCGCUUGAACGCGAAAAGGACGAAGCGAGCAAAGAGCGUCUUAGCGUCGCUCGCAAAGCUAUCGCGGAUGUCGAGGACAAACUUGCUCCUCUUAAGGCCGCGUACGAGAAUGAAAAGAAGCGUGGAGAUGAGAUCACUAAUCUGCGUCGACGGAUUGAUGAGCUGAAGGCGAAAGCAGAUGAAGCCGAGAGAAGAUACGAUCUUGCAACCGCAUCGGAUCUUCGUUACUACGCUCUCCCUGAUCUGACCCAGCGAGUCGCCCAGCUUGAGGCAAAGAAGGCGGAGGAAGAUGCUGCCGCAGGUGGUGGAACCGAUACCGUAACGUCUGAACAGAUUGCUGAAAUUGUUGCCCGAUGGACAUCUAUUCCGGUCACGCGACUUUUGUCAACGGAGAAGGAGAAACUUCUGAGGAUGGAGAAGAUCCUGUCCGAAGAAGUUGUUGGACAACCAGAAGCAGUCAAGGCUGUUGCAAAUGCUAUUCGUCUUACGAGGAGUGGACUAGCAAACGCACAACGUCCGAUUGCGAGCUUCCUUUUUGCUGGACCGUCUGGAACUGGAAAGACAUUGCUUAGCAAGACUCUCGCCUCUAUCCUCUUUGACUCAAAGGAAGCAAUGAUUCGUAUCGAUGCGUCGGAGUAUUCAGAAAAGCAUGCUAUAUCUCGUCUAAUUGGCGCUCCUCCAGGCUAUGUUGGUCAUGACUCUGGAGGACAGCUCACUGAAUACAUCCGUCGCAAACCGUAUUCAAUCGUUCUCAUCGACGAAAUCGAAAAAGCCUCGCGAGAGUUUGUCACGUUAUUCUUACAAGUACUCGAUGACGGCCGGCUCACUGACGGGCAAGGUCGCGUUGUCGACUUCCGCAACACAGUGAUUAUCAUGACGUCCAACCUCGGUGCUGCAUAUCUUAACGAAAUGGGUGAUGGACCCGUUAGGCCGGAGACUCGCGCACUCGUCAUGAGCGCAAUCCAAGGACACUUUCCACCCGAGUUCAUCAACCGUAUUGACGAAGUUGUAAUCUUCCGCUCGCUUUCACGCAGAAACAUAACGAAGAUUGUCGAUAUACGUCUCAAAGAAGUACAGGAGCGGCUUAGCGACCGGAAGAUGGCCCUCAAUGUCUCUCCCGAAGCGAAAGAAUACCUGGCAUCCGUUGGAUAUUCGCCUGUCUACGGCGCCAGACCGCUCAAUCGUGCAGUCCAGUCUGAGCUCCUCAACCCUCUCUCAAUUCUCAUCCUUGAAAAUGCCGUACGCGACGGCGAGAUGAUUAACGUGCAAUUUGAUGGACCGCAUAACCGACUGUACAUCGUGCCCAAUCACGAGGCAACAGCGAAGAUGGACGUAGAUUGGGAUGAUGAUGACAUUGAAAUCGAAGAGAUGGAUUGAAAUGAUCGCAAUUUUUUCUUAAUUUGACCACUCAAUACUUACUCGUUUUGCUAUCUUCAAAUAUCUUGUAUAUUUUACUGUGCAAGCUGUAUUAAUAGACAUGCAACCAAUGUAAACUAGAUCAGUACAAUAAACUUGUUUCUUGAAGGUUAAAAUUCUUUGGCCAUAAGCAAGAUGCGUCAAGGUAAUGUACAUAAAUCAUGGAUACAGGGAGGACACCUUUUUUUAAUCAGCGGCUAAAAUAUUCAAUGCAAACAAAAAAACAACGUGGUUCAAUGUUGCAGCGAAUCAGAAAUCGUGUUAUAAUCAGGUUCUGGCUCAUGAAGAUAAGAAAAUGCCGGCUCGUGGUUUCUGGGCUUGACCCAUUCAAACUUUUUAAGACCAAAGUAUUCCGGUUUAUUCUGCCUUGGCCCAUUCAACUCAACGAACUGGUACCGUGGCUUGCCUGUGACAUCUCUACCAAUAUACGUAGCUGCGAUAUGCUUGAUCCCAGCCCUCUCUAAGUGCUCGUAGAAAUGAUGUUCAACGAUAUCAUUGAAUAGCUCGACGGCUCUUUCAUUCGAAGGAUCCCAACGUUGACCCUGAAGGAACCUCCGAUAGUCUUCUGUCAUCCACGCGAAGUUCUUCUCGUAUGCAUCUCGAAGAAGGAUGCUAUAGUCGCAAUCAGCGACGGGACAGUACCACUCCGACGAUCCUGCGGGAAAGACUGGCGGACCGUAUGCCAAUUCCUUCGGUACGGCGGCUAGGACGUCGGGCUUCGUGUACAGUCUCGGUUUUCGCUCGUCCGGACCCGUGAAAUGGCCGUCGGGAGAGGGCUCACGACUUCUCCGUGGUCUACCUACUUGGCGGUAAGUAUGCUGAUAAUUGCGUUCAACCACGGUAUCUCCGUCGGUGUCCAUUGGGAUCUCUGGAGCAGGUUCAUUCUCUAAUAUGAGCUCGUCUUCUUCAGGCCACAACCCAUCUAUUUCAUCACAAUCACCGGGAUUUCUUUCUUGUCCCAGUUGCCGAGGACUAUUCCAGCGCGAAUUCACCUCUUUAAUGAACCUUAUCCAUGAGGUUUUGUCAAGCAGUUUACCCUUAGUUAUCCUCUGUAGAAGCCAAUGAGAGUGUCUACCAAACAUGGUAUAGACUUCUGACCGAUGGACGUGUCGCGGCGACAGGGAAGGAUUCGUAUUAUUCGCACGAAAGUGUUUCAAGUUUUCUUCAAGAUAUUUGGACACGAGCCACCUUGGAGUGCGUUCUCGGAGAGGCGUAUGUUCAUUUUGCUUAACUACGUUUGCUAUUGCCCUAUAACAGCUCCAUUUCGAUAAAAAGACUCUUGAAAGAGCGUAGGACUGCACGUGCAGAGAUCGAAUUAUGAACUCAUGUUCGACCUUUGAUGCGUCUCGAGAGACAAUACUGAAGACAGUAGAAGUGUCUAAUCCCCUCGGUUCGAAUAGGAGUGUCCCACAUACUUUGACUUUAAUUUUGAAGUGAGGACUGAAAAAAUACUGUUUCUCCAAUGUUCUCUCCAUCUUCUGGCACAGAUCGGCACGCAAUCUUCCAGUGCCCUCGUCAGAUAGAUAGGAUUUGUUUGCCGCUGUCAGUGUUAACACGCCCAUGAAUUUGACUGGCCCUUUAUCUCUAUAUUUUUUGUUGUCGACAUAGUCAAGACCAAUGAUUUCAUUUUUUUGUCUAAACAAUACUGAAUUUAGACUCAGGCUCUUCCUUGAGCCUAGCCGGGGAUUAAGCAAAUCUGCAACAUCAUAUGGUCCAAAGUGUUCAGCUUGUAGUCUCUCAGGAAGUGGGAGCAUAGGUAGU